AUGUAGUUUGGGCGCAGAUUGCGUGAUGCCUUUGUUCACAAUAACGUGAACAUGGCUGUUGUCAUUCUUACUGAAGAAAAAUCAUCGGUUACAUUGGUUGAUCGAUUGGACGAUGUUGUCAUCAAGGAGCUGCAUAAACACGAACAUAAGAAUGUCGCCUUGGUAUUACGAGCAAUUGAAAAUCUGAUCACUAAAGAUGAAGACUGCAUCCACAAACUUGUCCAUAACGGUUUGGUUGCGAAGGCUUUUUACAUGUUGAAUUGGUUUGAGACGGCAUCAGAGUACCUUAAAGCACAGCCAAAACCAUCAAAGGACGCUUUGAAACUCAUCGAAGUUUUUUACGAGAUUUCAAUGAGUCUAUGUCAGAUCACCGUUUCCGGCGGCAAUAAGAUCCUGGAUGUAUUUCUGCUGCGGUUCGGCGCUGUUGUUUUGGAUUAUGAGGUACCUUUCUGUCUUCGUCUAGAGGCCAUCAGAACAAUGAAUUCUAUGUUAGAUAGCAGCCCCAAAGACAUAAGGAAGAAACUUUGCCACUCAAAUGACCAUAUCGGGCUUUUAGAAGACUUGGCAAAAGUGCUGACAGACAUUGGUGAUUAUGAAAUGCAGGUGGCCAUUUCUGAAGCGCUCUGUAGAAUGACACCAAGGAAACUGAGAGGAGACUUUGCUGGGAAAUGGUUUAAUUUCAGAAGCUUUGCUUCAGCUUUUACUUCAAUUCGUGACAAAGAUUUUGAAACCGACUGUAGGACAUUUCUGAAUGAACUGAAUAGCUAUUUUGGGGGUUCAUCAAGAGUCUUUUCAUUUCCUUGUAUUCAGGCUUUUCUUGAUUCAACUGAGCUCUUAAAGCCUGAAGACGAGUUUCUACAGGAGUUUUGGGUGGACUUCAACCUUGGAACAUCAACCAUUACUUUCUUUGUAAAUGACCCUCAGAACACACUGUGGGAACUGAUUCACCUACCUAAAGACAUUGUCAGAACAUAUGAUGUUCAAGAAUGCGAUGAUCGGAAGAUAUUGGCUGUUCACCUGACGACACCACUCUGUCAUAGAGGGAUCACAGGCAAAAUGGUCAAAAUAAUUUUUAGCUCUGUGCACAACAUUGAAACAGCCCUACUGAGAGUGUUCGGGGAGAAACCACACUACGCGACAGUCUCAAAGGACACUCUGCAAUCCGGAGAUGGCUUGACCAUGACAGAAGGACCCCAGCAUGAGCAACCAGUGAUCCCUUGUAUGUUUACUAGUUCCCCUGCUGGAGAAUUUAAAAGCAUCCAUCGGGUUGCACAUGCCAAAACAAUGUUAUUCUGUCAGACGUCAUCAACAUCGUCUAAUGGGUCUACAAAAUCCCUUCCUGACACUUUGGGUAGAACUCCUGUGAAGAAGAAAAUGAGAAUGACGCAUUCAGAUAAAGGAUUUCCUCAUAAAGGGACACCACAAGCUGACUACCAUAGACGAAAACCCAGAGCUAAGGGCAAACUCAGAGUUCUUCCUUUAUCCUCACCAAGCAGUAAUGAAGAGGAUUUCUCCAAGCUAUCGAUACCCAAAGGAGUUCAAGAAAUAAAAAACAUGGCAAGUGAAUAUGAUGACUGGUUUGAACACAAACUAGAGAAAUCAUUUAACAUGCAAUCAUCUUCACUCAAAGACACUACUGCUGAUUCAGGUUUUCAAAACAAGACUGUUUCUGAAAGCAGUUUACAAGCAGACGAACUUGAUCUUAUUGAAGAGGAGCAUAUUUUAGAUAAAGGGUUACCUUCUCAAAGAAGUGAAGCCAUUGAAUCCCCAGAACUGCAUGUGCGCUUAAACGGAGAGACAGAGGUGCCUAAACAACCGACAUUCCCACCUAGAAAACCUUUCCUGCCUGGCCCACUAGAGGAUGCUGCAGGUAAAUUUUACCCUGAGCUUUGCAACACAUUAGACUAUUGA
Molecule: messenger RNA, 1911 nt
Organism: Danio aesculapii
Lineage: Eukaryota; Metazoa; Chordata; Actinopteri; Cypriniformes; Danionidae
Gene: sycp2l
Product: synaptonemal complex protein 2-like
Exons: 24
Source: RefSeq, a predicted model, not a curated record